GACGAACGAGUUCAUUUCCCCAGACUCCGGAGAACCAUCCAUCCUCCUUUCACGUCCUAUCCUCUUUUCACUCGCUGCAGCAGCUCGACGUCUUCGGCAAAAUCGCUAUGGCGACGAGAGCGCGACGCAACACGACCACGGAAAAUCCAACACCGGCCGCAACGGCGGUGAGCCCGCCCCCAGAUGCGGACGACGGCAAAAAUGCCGACACUGCCACUUCGCGGAGGAUGCGAAAACGAGAACUGGACAGGCGUUGCCAGCGGAUCGCUCGCGAAAGGACUAAGAACCGGAUCGCCUACCUAGAAGGCCUAGUCGAGGACUUCAGAAAGCAAGAUUCCACCGGGCAGGUCGCCACGUUGAUGAAACAGCUGUCAGACAUGGCAAAGGAGCGCGACACUCUGGUUAAGACGCUGCAGAGCAUCCAAAACUCCAUCCAGAGCCACCAAAAUAUCCUGAGCGGAACCCAGCAAGGCAUCGGGCCUUGUGGACCCGGAAUCAAUCGGGCGAACUCCUCACCGGACACGGAGCCAAUUCACAAGGUCGAAUCGCCCGACGGCGACGUGCAAUACCUGCAUUCUGUGGAGCGCCCGCAUCCCGAGAGUCAAGUCACAAUCCGACCCGCCCCGCCUUUGGACGAGCCAUUUGUCAACGACAGUAUGAACGGCCUGAUCGACGAUCCGAUCUUUCCUCGAGCCGAUGCUGACGAGGAAUGUGAGUGCUGUUCACAAGCAGCCACGGCCAGCUACGGCUCCACGAUAAACAUGUGGAGGUAUGCAAACGAGGUUCUAACAAGACCUUGCCAGUUGUCACGUGACGAGAAUGAGCUUGAGGAUGCCAUUGCGGAGGAUACCCCGGUCCGCGCUCUGAUAGAGGGUUGGGACGCAGUCGCAAGGAGAUACGGAGGAAAGCUGCCUGCUUCCUGGACGAAGCUUCGGAAGAUUGACGAGGUUAUUUUUGGCAGAUGUGAUCCGCGAGAACGCCUCGCCAUCAUGAGGGUAAUGCAUACGUUACUGCGGUAUCAUACAGUAAGAACCAUCGAAAAGAGGGAAAAGGUUCCACCCUGGUAUCUGCAAAGACCGUCGCAGAGCAUGGCUCACUCUUACGCCAUAGAUUUUUUCGCAUGGCCUGGGCUUCGUGAACGGUUCGUGUUCCAUCAGCAUCGAUACUGUGGCAACAUAUUCUGGCACCUUUUUUGCAAUUCGCUGAAGAUCAACUGGCCAUACGAGUUCCGCGACUGCUACACUCGAAACCUGGAGACUGGCGAAUACAAAAUCUCGGACUCGUUCGACAGCCGAAUAAGCGACAUCAAUGCCUGGACCAUGCGGCCGGACAUUUUCAAGCGAUGGCCCGAGUUUUACGCCGACUUUCCGCGCAGUGCAGACCACAUCCCAAUGCAUGUGACUGUUCGCAUGCAACCAGCGGCCAACACCCAACAGGUUCCGCCACAAAAGCUGCUCGAGGCCCCAAGAGUACAUGAUCGAACGCAAAGUGUGCCCGAAAACGUCAACGAGAGCGACUCCAGCGCCGAAGAGCAGCCGCAGAUGGCCUACUGGGAUCCGUUGCAGGCCGCUAUCAUCGAUGCCUCGUACUCCGCUCUCCCAGGUAAAGGUCUUGUUGACCUUCUCGGACAAGGUCACUAUGCCGAUUUUGGCGGACGGGUUGGACACGACUUCUCCUUUUGAAGUUUCGAUGUCUCGUCAGCCCGUGGCCAUUUCCCCUUCACUUUUUGUAUCCAGAUUGACUUUGCAAGUCAACUAGGGCUAACAAGUUUUUAUUAUCCCUUCUUUUUGCACUAGAAACGCCAUAAAAAGAUUCUUGGAAACGACGGGUUCAACUUUACGUUUGUGUGCAUUAGCGAGGUUUUUGAGGAUCUAGUGGCUUUGAACUGUCACUACCGCUAAUGAUGAUAUGGGAAGCGCAGUCUAAAAUGUAAGCUAAGAAAUUCAGUUCUACACGUAGGAACUAAUUAAUACCAAAUUUUUCAAGAGAAAAAAAAAAUCUGAGUGUCUAAAUUCUUCCAAGCUCAUAGUUUCAGCGUAGUGGUUUCCAUGCGUGCUGGUUCUCGCUCAAUUUGUAUCUGCAGCAAACACGGCGAUGCGGCGCCCUAGUCACAAGCGAUGAUAGUGGGCUUGAAAGGUCAAAACUUGGUGUUUUUGUCUACCAAGUCUAGUUUGAACAAUGAAGUUGAUGUAAAUACUUGUUUCCCAUCGUCCACACCACUGCAGGACUUCUGCGCUCUCUACCAGGCGCAAAUCUGGGAGACGAUGAUACAUGCCAAAGUUCCUUUCCACUUCCAUUCCUGCAGACCUUAGAAGAACGGAUCUCUCGUUCAUUGGAGAAAACAAAUUGUCCAACAUAUCGAA
Messenger RNA from Verruconis gallopava, 2363 nucleotides. RefSeq lists its product as uncharacterized. Lineage: Eukaryota; Fungi; Ascomycota; Dothideomycetes; Venturiales; Sympoventuriaceae. The coding region runs from base 108 to 1682 and encodes 524 amino acids. The record is from RefSeq and is a predicted model, not a curated record. The transcript has 2 exons.